This is a messenger RNA of Eptesicus fuscus (big brown bat), 1518 nucleotides long. It is a transcript of the gene PAX7, whose product is annotated as paired box 7. Gene Ontology annotation, biological process: regulation of transcription by RNA polymerase II; anatomical structure development. The transcript is spliced from 9 exons. The coding region runs from base 1 to 1518 and encodes 505 amino acids. The record is from RefSeq and is a predicted model, not a curated record. Gene Ontology annotation, molecular function: RNA polymerase II cis-regulatory region sequence-specific DNA binding; DNA-binding transcription factor activity, RNA polymerase II-specific. Lineage: Eukaryota; Metazoa; Chordata; Mammalia; Chiroptera; Vespertilionidae.
AUGGCGGGCCUCCCCGGCGCGGUGCCGAGGAUGAUGCGGCCGGCGCCCGGGCAGAACUACCCCCGCACCGGGUUUCCUCUGGAAGUGUCCACUCCGCUGGGCCAGGGCCGGGUCAAUCAGCUCGGUGGGGUCUUCAUCAACGGGCGACCCCUGCCCAACCACAUCCGCCACAAGAUCGUGGAGAUGGCCCACCACGGCAUCCGGCCCUGCGUCAUCUCCCGCCAGCUGCGCGUCUCCCACGGCUGCGUGUCCAAGAUCCUCUGCCGCUACCAGGAGACCGGGUCCAUCCGGCCUGGGGCCAUCGGCGGCAGCAAGCCCAGACAGGUGGCCACCCCGGAUGUGGAGAAAAAGAUUGAGGAGUACAAGCGGGAAAACCCGGGCAUGUUCAGCUGGGAGAUCCGGGACCGGCUGCUGAAGGACGGGCACUGCGACCGCAGCACCGUGCCCUCAGGUUUAGUGAGUUCGAUUAGCCGUGUGCUCAGAAUCAAGUUCGGGAAGAAAGAGGAGGACGACGACGGGGACAAGAAAGACGAAGAUGGGGAGAAGAAAGCCAAGCACAGCAUCGACGGCAUCCUGGGCGACAAAGGGAACCGGCUGGACGAGGGCUCAGACGUGGAGUCGGAGCCGGACCUCCCUCUGAAGCGCAAGCAGCGCCGCAGUCGGACCACGUUCACGGCCGAGCAGCUGGAGGAGCUGGAGAAGGCCUUCGAGAGGACGCACUACCCGGACAUCUACACCCGCGAGGAGCUGGCACAGAGGACCAAGCUGACUGAGGCGCGCGUCCAGGUCUGGUUCAGUAACCGCCGCGCGCGUUGGCGUAAGCAGGCAGGAGCCAAUCAGCUGGCAGCGUUCAACCACCUUCUGCCCGGGGGCUUUCCACCCACCGGCAUGCCCACGCUGCCCCCCUACCAGCUGCCGGAUUCCACCUACCCCACCACCACCAUUUCCCAAGAUGGGGGCAGCACCGUGCACCGGCCCCAGCCCCUCCCACCGUCCACCAUGCACCAGGGGGGGCUGGCUGUGGCCGCCGCGGCCGCGGACACCAGCUCCGCCUAUGGAGCCCGCCACAGCUUCUCCAGCUACUCCGACAGCUUCAUGAACGCAGCGGCGCCCUCCAACCACAUGAACCCCGUCAGCAACGGCCUGUCUCCUCAGGUGAUGAGCAUUCUGAGCAACCCCAGCGCGGUGCCGCCACAGCCGCAGGCCGACUUCUCCAUCUCCCCGCUGCACGGCGGCCUGGACUCGGCCUCCUCCAUCUCGGCCAGCUGCAGCCAGCGGGCGGACUCCAUCAAGCCGGGGGACAGCCUGCCCACCUCCCAGUCCUACUGCCCACCCACCUACAGCACCACCGGCUACAGCGUGGACCCCGUGGCUGGCUACCAGUACGGCCAGUACGGCCAGACUGCUGUUGAUUACCUGGCCAAAAACGUGAGCCUCUCCACACAGCGCCGCAUGAAGCUCGGGGAGCACUCGGCUGUGCUGGGACUCCUGCCCGUAGAGACCGGCCAGGCCUACUAG